Molecule: messenger RNA, 1830 nt
Organism: Alternaria postmessia
Lineage: Eukaryota; Fungi; Ascomycota; Dothideomycetes; Pleosporales; Pleosporaceae
Exons: 3
Coding region: 1-1830 (609 amino acids)
Source: RefSeq, a predicted model, not a curated record
AUGGCUUUACUUAGCGAGAACAUUGACAACAUGGCAUCUCGUAGGGCGCAGGGAAAACGAGGUGUUUUCCUUAUGAACCGCAUUGCACCGGGCACAUCAGAACUGUACAUCGCCAAUGCGGAUGGAAGCGAUGAGCGCAAGCUAUUGGCAAAUAGCUCGAAUUUCGACUACCAUGCGACCUUCUCUUCGGAUGGGCAGUGGAUAACCUUCACUACUGAACGCAACGGGGAUGGCAACUCGGAUAUAUAUCGCGUUCGACCUGAUGGAUCAGAUUUAGAGAUGAUGACUGCAACACCGUCCAUGGAAGAUGCAGGGACAUUAUCGCCGGAUGGAAGCAAGAUCGCCUACGUUUCGACAGCCAACGAUUACAAGGCCAACAUCUGGAUGAUGGACCUUAUCACACGCCAGACAACAAAGCUUACCGGCACCGAUCUUGUCAAGGGUAACGAGAGCUUGCCAGAGAGCUAUUUACGUCCUUCUUGGUCACCAGAUGGUAGAUGGAUCGCUUUUUCUUCCGAUCGUAACACGCAAUGGCGCGGCCAUGGCAACGGUACUGGAUGGGAACAUACCCAGGAGCUGUCACUCUAUGCUAUCCGUCCCGACGGUACCGGCUUCAAACAGCUCGCUACCAAAGAAGGCUACUGUCUGGGAUCGCCCAAGUGGUCCCCAGAUGGUAAGCGCAUCGUAUACUAUGAGAUAUCCACUGAAGACACUUGGAAUGCGCACCGACCUGAGUCUUUACAGGCUGUCACUGGUCAACUCGUAUCCAUUGACUUUGACACUAGUCUUGAUCGUCUAGAACACACGGAAGGCUCUGGUCUCAAGAUGUUUCCACAAUGGAUUGGCAACAACACUAUUGCAUACCUACUUAAGAAUACCGACGAUGAGGGUCUGAACUACCUCGACAUCUCCAGUGGUAAUGGCACCCUCAGUGCCUACAAGGCAUCGAUCCGCUCGCCAUCCUGGUCGCCCGAUGGCUCACAGGUAGUCUACGAGAAAGUCGAUUUCGAUGCAAUUCGUCCUAUGGGUAAGGAACUUUACAGCUGGGACGAUGAGUGGGAUUAUCGAUUCACUGAUAUUUUCCCCCAGCUUUCUCUACAGGGAAGACUUGCCAUCACGCAAAAGCAGCUCGGCAAUUCGAGCAUUGUUACCGUGUCACCAGACGGCACCGAUGUCAAGCAGGUGUUCGAUGUUUUCUCUGCCAACAUGAGCGAGGCCGCUGUAGCACAGGGUCUGUCUGGCGCGUUCCAGCCCUCAUGGACCUCAAGCGGCGAUUGGCUCGUCUUUGGCGUGGAAUCAUGGUUCCAGAGUCGCAGCACAGGCCCUGGCGCCCUGUACCGCGCGACUGCCAACGGUUCGUUCUCUGAACAAUUGACAGAUGGCUCUGUCAAUACUGGUUUCCCUAGCUACUCACCCAAUGGUCGCUACAUCGUUUAUCGCGUCUUUGGCGGCGAAUAUGGCUUACGCAUCAUGGACUUAGAGGACCGGUCAGUCAGCAUCCUUACAAAUGCCACUAAUGACAAUUACGACAACUUGCCUUCUUGGUCACCAGAUGGUUCACGUAUCGUCUUCUCGCGCCGGGUCACCUACACGAACUUUGAUGUAUGCACCAUCAAGCCUGACGGUACUGGCCUUCAAGUCCUGACCUCCAGUCUGGGUAACGACGCACAUGCGGUUUGGACGCACGACGGCCGUAUCAUGUACUCUACAGCGCAAUAUGGAUUCCGAGAUGAGGCUACGAUAUACGACGAUACAUUCCAGCCAUAUGGGCAGAUCAUGGUCAUGAACGCUGAUGGUAGUAACAAGAGGUUGCUAGUGGAUAGUAUGUAG